AUGAACAAGACUCUCUCUGUUUUCCUAUUAGCUGCUCUCCUUGCUAUCCAAAUUAAUGGUCAAUCAAUCAAGUCAUGUACUGCUGAUUCAGGAUGCACUAACUUUGAUACCACUAGCACUGCUGCUUGCUGCGCUACCGUAACUGGUACUACUCUAGCUGGAACAAGCGGUGGACCAUAUAAAUAUUGCGAUUAUACUACUAACAAUUACUUGUCCAAGUACACAAGCACUCUCGGACUCAAGACAAUUAAUUCAGUUUGCAGUUCAAGCAGUGGAAGUGGAAGCAAUGCAGUCAAUGUCUUCGCCUCAGUUUUCGUUGUUAUCUCAGCAAUUGUUGCUGGAUUCUUCUGA
Stylonychia lemnae is the source of this 351-nucleotide messenger RNA. NCBI's taxonomy places the organism in Eukaryota, Ciliophora, Spirotrichea, Sporadotrichida, Oxytrichidae. The record is from the annotation of a GenBank genome assembly.